GGCACUGAGGGACACACAGGGACACAUGAACACACACACACACACAGUGGAGUGAACGUGCACACACAAGCGCAUGCUUCUGCCCACUGUCCCACAGACCUGCACUGGUAUCACAGAGGGCAGCCCCUCUCUCGCUCUCUCUCUCGCUUUCUCUCUCUGCUCCAUUCUGUUCAGUCUUCAGUGCAGCUCGAUUCAUACCAUACCUCCCCGGACACAUCGUACCUCCAUCGCCUUCAUCUUGAGCAUCAGAAGCACCUCAACCUAUCAAGAGGAGGAGCCAGAUUCAGGUCCCAUUUGACCCACAUUCAGGACCGAGGGCUCCUGCUAAUGUUAAAGAGCGUCUUCAAUCUGAGUGAAGCAGGUUUUUUGGUUUUUUUUCGUGGACCCAAAUAAAAAUCACCCACGGCUCAGACAGAAAGUCAGCAUGGCGACGACGGGCAUGCAGCUCAUGGGAUUGAUCAUGUCCAUCAUCGGCUGGGUGUGUGGCUUCCUGGUGUGUGUUCUGCCCAUGUGGCGAGUCACUGCCUUUAUCGGCAACAACAUUGUGACGGCGCAGAUCACGUGGGAAGGCCUGUGGAUGAAUUGCAUCGUGCAGAGUACUGGCGAGAUUCAGUGCAAGGUGUACGACAGUAUGCUGGCGCUACCCAGUGACAUGCAGGCAGCACGUGGCCUCACUGUGCUCUCCAUCCUCUUCUGCAUUCUGGCGCUGGCUCUCGGAGUCCUGGGCAUCAAGUGCACCAAGUGUGUGGGACAGCCGAGCUUCGAGGCCCGGCUGGCUCGCAUCUCUGGUAUACUCUUUGCCAUCGCGGGGUUCCUCUACCUCGUGCCCGUGUGCUGGACGGCCCACUCCAUCAUCAAGGAUUUCUACAACCCAUACGUAGCGGCACCGCACAAGCGUGAACUCGGACCUGCGCUUUACCUGGGUUGGGGAGGCUCGGGUCUGCUGCUCAUCGGUGGGUCUCUGCUCUACGCUGGCUCCAGACCACCCGGCAUCCCCUCAUCGCCCACCUUCAGCAGUGGAGAGAGCAGCCCACGCCGAGCUGGGGGAAGCUCGCAGGUCAAAGGUUACGUUUAAAAAGGGACACCGAAUGCAGUCCAGCCCAAACCAUUUCCCUCUGCUAGUUUACCCCAUUGUCAUACAUUCCAGUUAAUGUUAAUGUAUUUUUUAUUAGUCUCGCUUAGUGUUAAUGCCUAACUCUAGGCAAUGAAGAGUGUGAAGAAAUGUCAUUAUUUAGUUUUUCAUCCUCUUGUGUCAUCGUACAUAACCCUCCUUCUCUCUCUUUCUCUGACUCUGUCUGUAUUUAUUCAUGUAUGGAAAAAAUAAAGACAUCAUCCAAAGCCUCUCAUGAAAUGUGUUAAUGCUGCUAUUAACGA
Molecule: messenger RNA, 1374 nt
Organism: Tachysurus fulvidraco (yellow catfish)
Lineage: Eukaryota; Metazoa; Chordata; Actinopteri; Siluriformes; Bagridae
Gene: cldnk
Product: claudin k
Exons: 2
Coding region: 425-1075 (216 amino acids)
Biological process (GO): cell adhesion; bicellular tight junction assembly
Cellular component (GO): bicellular tight junction; plasma membrane
Molecular function (GO): structural molecule activity
Source: RefSeq, a predicted model, not a curated record